Molecule: messenger RNA, 2543 nt
Organism: Epinephelus moara (kelp grouper)
Lineage: Eukaryota; Metazoa; Chordata; Actinopteri; Perciformes; Serranidae
Product: B-cell receptor CD22-like
Exons: 11
Coding region: 213-2282 (689 amino acids)
Biological process (GO): cell-cell adhesion
Cellular component (GO): membrane
Source: RefSeq, a predicted model, not a curated record
CAACAGUUGGAAUCCUUUUCUUCUUUCUCUCUGUAUCAGUGAUACAGGGUCAAAAUAACCGGGCAGUGACUUACACCUCUACUCAGAUCUGUGCCUUAGCAGGAUCAACAGUGGACAUACGCUGCAGCUACACGUACCCAUCCGGAGGAAAUGAUCAAGCUACAACAGUUACAGAAACUUUAUGGUUCACGAAAGGAGGUGAUGUUGCACCAAUGGAUCUGACAACAGAUGCAGAGUACGCAGGUCGUGUACAGUACAGUUCUACUGACAAGGACUGCACUCUGAGAAUCACAGACCUGAGAGAGAGCGACUCAGCUGUGUACAAGUUCAUGUUCAUAACAAACCAACCAGGUGGGAGAUUUAUUGGUUCACCUGGAGUCACUCUGUCUGUCACAGCUCUCCAGGUGAGGUCCAAGGUCUUCAAACCAAGUGUACCAAGUGUCCAUGCAGAGCUGUCUUGUGAAAGCACAUGUCAGCUACCUGGUCCUCCGACCUACUUCUGGUAUAUAAGUGGAAGGAGUUCGAUCAAAGGACAGACAAAGGAAGGAAAAACUUACGAAACUAACUUUUAUUAUAAAGACAGUUUUGCCUGCGCUAUAAGAGGAUUUGAAGAAUUUGCAUCUCGUCCAGAGUGUGCCCAUAACAGAUACUGCAACAUAGUGUCCUACAACAAGAGAAGCAUUUGUGCCUUCAAGGGCUCAUCCGUGGACAUUUCUUGCUCUUACUAUGGCUAUGAACUAGGCUUAUAUCUUGCAUUCAAAUUCUGGUUCAGCCCUGGACGCAGUCAUCAGUGGCAGAAUCCUUCACAGCCCGAGGACCUUACUCGCGACCCUCGGUACGCAGGUCGUGUUCAGUUUAGGGUAUCGGGAAGUGUGGCAACAGAGAGAGGACUUGCAACUCUGAGCAUCAAUGACCUGAGAGAGAGCGACUCAGCCGAGUAUCGCUUCAAAUUCAGAGCACAACGCUUUGAAUGGCAGACUGAUUUACCUGGCACAACACUGACUAUUGCAGCUCCCCGGGUGCAAGUGACAAAAGUAGUAGUCCAGCAGUCUGUUACUGAGGCAGAGUUGAGGUGUCAGAGCAGCUGCAGUCCAGCUGGUCGUCUCUCCUACGUCUGGUUCAAGAACGGAGAGAUUGUCAAAGGAGUAACGUAUUCUUACAGAGGCCAGUUUCAUCUUGGAGACAUCAUCUCCUGUGCUUUCAAAGGAUAUGAGAAUCACCGCUCUCCUUCAGUCUAUGCUCCAAAGCUUCCCUCUGUGUCAGCGCGUCCCUCAGCUGACGUAGCAGAGGGCAGUUCAGUGACUCUGACCUGUAGCAGUGAUGCUAACCCAGCAGCUAAAUACACCUGGUACAAGAAGAACGGAAAUCCAGACCUUAAACCCCUCAGUAAUAAACCACAGCUUGUCCUCAGCUACAUCCAGUCCUCUGACUCCGGACAGUAUUACUGCACAGCUGAAAAUGAGUUGGGGAGGAGGACGUCUGGAUACAUCUUUAUCAGUGUGAAGUAUGCUCCAAAGCUUCCCUCUGUGUCAGUGAGUCCCUCUGCUGAGAUAGUGGAGGGCAGUUCAGUGACUCUGACCUGUAGCAGUGAUGCUAACCCAGCAGCUAAGUAUACCUGGUACAAGAAGAAUGGAAAUCCAAACCUUAAACCUCUCAGUACAGAACCACAGCUUGUCUUCAGCUCCAUCCAGUCCUCUGACUCUGGAGAGUAUUACUGCACAGCAGAGAACGAGCUGGGGAGGAGGACGUCUGAAUCCAUCUCUAUUGAUGUGAAAUAUGCUCCAAAGCUUCCCUCUGUGUCAGUGAGUCCCUCUGGUGGGAUAAUUGAGGGCAGCUCGGUGACUCUGACCUGUAGCAGUGAUGCUAACCCAGCAGCUAUCUACACGUGGUACAAGGAGAACCAAAAACUGCUUCAAGGACCAAACAUUUAUGUUUUCCCAUCUAUCAGCUCAGAGAACAGCGGGAUCUACCUCUGCAAGUCUGAGAAUAUGUAUGGAAUGAUUAACUCUACAACUGUGCAGAUAGAUGUCCAUGACAAAUCAACAAUAAUCAUGAAUAUCAUCAGGCUGACUCUUGUGGUUGUGAUGCUGAUUCUACUGCUUCUUUUUUCUCUGUGGAUGAGAUUCAUGAAGAAGAAAACUCUGAGCUCCACCACUGAGCCAAAUGAACCCAAUGAGACUCUAGAGUUAAAGUCUGACUCUGAUUAUGCCACCAUCUCAGCCGUGAACACCAUCGAUGCAGAACAGACACAAGAUACAGAGGAGCAGGAAGACCUGGUGUGACGACACUGAAGUGGACACAUUUACCUUCAACUCUAAACAUUUAUAUUGUCAGUUUGUAUGUAGCAGCAGCAGGUAGGAGUCAGCAGCACAGGGUGUCAGCAGCAGCACGUCGCAGAUUAUUUUAGGAGCGUGGAAGCCUUAUGUGUACCUGUGCAGGUACAUUACAUGUGUUUGAAUUUAACUUGGUAUGCAAUAUGUUAUUUUAAAGUUUGAUGUAAGAAAUUGGUUUCAAGAAAUGCUGAUCACAUCCCACCUGUCCUG